This is a messenger RNA of Microplitis demolitor, 4145 nucleotides long. It is a transcript of the gene how, whose product is annotated as protein held out wings. Gene Ontology annotation, molecular function: mRNA binding. Gene Ontology annotation, biological process: regulation of mRNA splicing, via spliceosome. Lineage: Eukaryota; Metazoa; Arthropoda; Insecta; Hymenoptera; Braconidae. The record is from RefSeq and is a predicted model, not a curated record. Bases 923 to 1942 code for a protein of 339 amino acids. Gene Ontology annotation, cellular component: nucleus. The transcript has 8 exons.
UGGAGGUGGAUAUAGUUAGAAAAGUUUAAACGGGUACGAGCUUCGCUACGCCGACGACGACGACGUGGUAGUGGUAGUGGAGGAGGAAGAUUAAAGAGUAAACCAGUGAGUAUAGAAAUAAGUUUGUGUUGUAUACUGAGAAAAAGAGGGUCUCGAGACACGGAGAAAUAACGAAGACGACAGGUCGGCACGAUCGAGCACACGCGGAGCGGUGCAGUUGAGACCCGAUACUCCGGUAGUGCGUGUGUGUUCUGUUUUUUUUUAUUGUUAAUUACACAUUUACUUGUUCAUAAAACAUAAAAUAGUAUUUAAAACGUGAUUGGUUUGUAAUACUGUUUGUUAUAACAAUUGUUUUAUCAUAAACUAGACAACCCGGUGUCACUGUUGCAGAACGUGGCGGUUUAUUUAGUCAAAAAUAAUUAAAGAAGAAGAGGAAGAAGAAAUAGUUGUGAAAAUAAAAAAUAUUUGGAGUAUUUUUUUUUUUUUUUCGUCAACAAGAGGCGCGAGCGAGGGACUUGUGCCCUCGGUCUCUUGUCUCUGACACAACGAUUCCGUCCGUUUUACUCGCGAAUCGCGAAGAAAAAAUACAAGAGAGAAUAAGUUAUAAAAAAACGAGCCAACUGAAAGAAAGAGAGAUAGAUAAAGAUAAAGUUUACGUAUCAAACGAGGAUAGACCACACGCGCGCCGGACGUGUUAUUUGCGCACCAACGACUACAUAUCCAAGAGACUAUAUACGUAAUCGUCGGCUAGUAUUAAAACAUACAUAUAUAUAGAUAUAUAUAUAUAUAUAUAUACAUAUACACAAGUGACAAUACACGGUGGAUUUUAAAUUUAAAGCAAUAUAAUUUAUUUCUUGGUUUAAUUUCUCUGUAGAGAAAUUUUAAAUAAAUCGUGAUUUUGACGUUAACGUAAACAGCAAAUAUGUGUGAUACUACCAAUCCAACCACUCAGAGUAUUGCGGACUAUCUGUCACAAUUAUUGAAAGACAGAAAACAACUUGCGGCAUUUCCAAAUGUCUUUAUACAUGUCGAACGGCUUCUAGAUGAAGAAAUUGCAAAAGUACGAGCAAGUUUAUUUCAAAUAAGUGGUGUCAAGAAAGAGCCACUGACAUUACCAGAGCCAGAAGGAGAUAUUAUUACACUCACAGAAAAAGUUUAUGUACCAGUAAAAGAACAUCCAGAUUUCAAUUUCGUUGGAAGGAUUUUGGGCCCACGUGGUAUGACAGCCAAACAGCUGGAGCAAGAGACAGGAUGUAAAAUAAUGGUCCGCGGAAAAGGCUCCAUGAGGGAUAAGAAAAAGGAGGAGCAAAAUCGAGGCAAGCCAAACUGGGAACACUUGACGGAUGAGUUGCACGUGUUGCUGACGGUCGAGGACACUGAAAACCGUGCGACACUUAAACUUGCCCGUGCUGUUGAGGAAGUUAAAAAGCUUCUAGUGCCCGUGCAGGCUGAAGGGGAGGACGAAUUAAAGAAGAGACAAUUGAUGGAGCUUGCAAUAAUAAACGGCACUUAUCGAGAUUCAAAUACAAAAGUUGCAGCAGCAGCAGCGUUUGACAUUGCAGCGUGUGACGAAGAGUGGAGACGUGUCGCAGCAGCAGCUGCUGAAACUCAACGUCUUCUUCCUGGUUUAGGAUCGCAAAUGAGAUCACCAAAUGCACCACUAGGUGCUCCGUUAAUAUUAUCACCGAGAAUAUCCGUCCCGACAACAGCAGCCUCACUAUUAAAUGGUUCAGGGCCACCAGGAUCAAUAUUAUCUGCUGGUGAUCCACAUGGUUUAAUUUACACACCUUACGCUGAUUACGCAAACUACGCGGCAUUGGCAGCAUCACCUCUUCUCACCGAGUACGCUGACCAUUCUGGUGCAGCAGCCGCUGCAAAGCAGCGUAGGCACCUUGGUCAAAUUCGCGAGCACCCUUAUCAAAGGGCAGGCGCUCUCUCGUGAAUACUGAGCACAGAGUCGCGCCUACCGCGGGAAAGGCUUGGAGUGCUAACAAUGGAAUCCACUCGCCCCGUGCUAACACCUGGACUCUGGACACAGCAUCCGCGUAAUGGUUCGCCACCCAGCUGAGAGUAUUCGCCGUCCACGCGUCACCAGCCCUCUUCGUUCAAGCUUAUCCAUCCUGUCUCCUAAAGAUAAUUUAUAUAUUUUUUAAUCAAAUAUAUAUAUGGUUUUAUUGUUUCAAACUUAUUCAAUAGAUCGAUCAAUCGAUCAAUCAAUAAUUUGAAAUUAAAAAAAAAAUAAUGCAUAUAUUUAAUAUUCAUUAUUUUUUUGGUACCAAUUAAUUAUUUUGCUCCGAAUUAUCAGAAUCAUAUUUAAAUCAUUAGGUCGUGUAAAUACGACCUAGAGUACUUAUAUAUAAAUAAAAAACGGCAGCAAGUUGAUAAUUUGUUUAAAUAUUAACAAUAAUUGAAAGAAUAAUUACGUCAAGAAGUACAAGUUUUAAAUCGGCUCGAGUUCAUAAUCUUCAUACCAUUCAAGUCUUGAUGUGGAUAAGCUACACUUCAACUGGGUAUAUGGCGUCUACAAUAUCUUUUUCUUAUAUUUUUUCUUUAUAUAUAUAUUUAUAUAUCGCGUUACUAAUUACAAAGGGCCUUAUAUUUUUUUACGACCUUUCGGUUUCAGAAAGAUCUCUUAAGCCCAAGGGCGUAUAAUUUUUUUUUCAUUGCCAAUUUUUUUCUAGACUUAUUUAAUGGCCAAAAAUUUUUAGCUUUAAAAUAAGUUGACAAUAUGAUCAGCAAUUAAAAAAAAUUACACUCCCUUUGGGUUUUAAGCUUAGCGACUACUGCCAAAAGAUAUUAUAUAAUUUUUUUUUCAUUACCAAUUUUUUUGUAAUGAUACUCAUGUUAGCCGACGUCUAAUAAUUUUUGGAUUUCUUUCAAAACGAUGAAAUAAAAAAAAAAAUAUUUGAAAAAAUUGCACUUAUAGUUUUUAAAAUUUUCUACAUGUGCAUAUUUUUAUUUUUUUUUUUUUUUCUUAUAAUCGUUUUGUUGAAUAAAAAUUUUGGGUUUUAAACUUAGAGACCAAAACCAGAAGUGCAUAUAAAAAUAUGUCCUUUUGGAAUUAGUGACGCAAUAUAUAUAUAAAUAUAUAAUAUUUACACAUAAUUAAGUUUUAUAUAGAUAAUAAAUAUAUUACCAAUUUUUGCGUAUAUAAAUUACAAAGACGAUUAAGAGAGGUAUUAAUAAAAUUAGCCAGUGCUAUUUUUAUUAAUUCAUUAAUAUUAUCAUUAUCGUAACUAUAAUUAAUAAAAUAUAAAAUCUAUUUGUCAAUAAAUCUAUUUGAGGAUAGAUCAGCAAUAUGGCUGAGGUAAAAAGUGCAAUAUUGUUUAAAAACUCACAAAGAAAUAUCCAUUUCUUUCACUUGAGUUUUCUCUCAAUAAUUUUGUUAUUAUAAUUAUAUUUAGAUGUUUAUUUUAUUCAAUCAUUUAUUACUAUUAAUUUAAAUAUAAAUGAUAUUCUCUGAUUAGUUUUGUCUUUUAAAAGUCUAGUGGAAUUGUUUUUCAUAAUUGAAUAGAUAAAUAAAUUAAUUAUCGUGUGAAAUUCGACGUACGUUUUGUGAAGUAUUUUAUAAAAUGAAUAAAUUUCGAUAUUAAAUAAAAUAAUUGAAUAAAAUGAACAAUAAAUAUAUAAGGAAAGAUCUGUUGUUAGUAUUUAUGACAGUUAUCAUCACGAUUUUAUUUUAAUUGCUUAUUAUUGCGAGCAAAAAAUCAAUCUGUUGUUAUCAUUUAUUGCAAUACGAGAAUUAUUAAUCAUAAAUUUAAUAGAAUAUAUUCAUAUAUAUGAUACUGAAAGUAGUAGACAUUAAUCAUUUUUUUAUUUUAAAUAAAAAUAUAAAAUACUUAGAGGAAAAAAUUUUAAAAUGCGUCUAUAAGAAUUUCAAAAAUUUAUUUGUAUAAAUUAUAAAUAAAAAAAAUAAAUAAUGCAUUUUUUGAAAUUUAAUUUACACUACAUCCGUUUAUUUAAAAAUUACAAUAAUUUUCAAAUGUUUGCUACAUUUAUGAUUGUUAAUUACAAUUAGAUAUAUACAAUUAAAAAUUGUAUCAUUAUACAAUUGAAUGUAAUUUCUGUACAUAUUAAUUUCAAUAUAAAUUAUUUAUUUAUAGACGUUUUUUUAUAAAAAUGAUUAAAUAUUGACGAUUUAUUAU